Messenger RNA from Cyphellophora attinorum, 1299 nucleotides. RefSeq lists its product as uncharacterized. Lineage: Eukaryota; Fungi; Ascomycota; Eurotiomycetes; Chaetothyriales; Cyphellophoraceae. The transcript has a single exon. Bases 1 to 1299 code for a protein of 432 amino acids. The record is from RefSeq and is a predicted model, not a curated record.
AUGUCUUCAACCGCAUCGGCGAUCAGCAACGAGCUGAAUUCGCUAUCGCAUGCCCUGGUAUUCACGAAGAUCACGACAUCGUCGCUGCUUACCGGAAAGACAGAGAAAAUCUCCCACCCAACGUCACUGCUCGACUUACCCAAGGAAGUGCGGAAUCGCAUCUGGCACUUCGCGUUACGGCCAGACUGCAUGUUCCUUUCUGGACCAAACGUAUGCCUCAAGUCUCACUGUCACCGUGAUAAAAACAUCGGUCGAUGGCGAAUCCUGGUGCUAUGCUCAACGAUCUACAACGAGACCGUGGUGCUCCUCCGGAACAACGGAGAGCUCAUCGUCCAAUUGACCUACCGAGGCCCUCCCGUCUUCGAGUGCGACUCCUAUCCGUCCACGUGGGGAGGUGGUGCACAUGCAAUCCGAUGCGUUCGCGAGAUUCAAGUCCGACAAGCACGCAACGUCGCUGUGAUCGUUCACCUUGGUCAGCUCGAGCAUCCAGACGGACACAACCGGCUAUCCUACAAGAAUUGUACGGCGAAAUUCAAGCUUGGCGAUGUGCUUCGAACGCUGAAACAGGCGAAGGAUAUUCGGAAGCUGCGUCUGUUCAUCGAACGUCGAUCUGAAUACCUUCAUAAGUUUGGAGACUGGGAGAAGCAUUUCAGACUCGAUCGAAAGCACGGCAUUCUUGAUUUGCUCCUGGCAAUCGUACGAGAGGUGGCAUGUAAGGGUGGAGAGGUCUUCGUCGGUCGUGCUUUUACCUACCUGGAUGAGCAGAGGUACGGUAACGGUUGGGAGCCUCUGGAGAGCCACGAUGAUGAUCCUGUAGUACCAUGGUUGGUGCAGGCCGCGCUCCGAGAAGGGGUCUUUAUAACGAGGCUGAUGGAUCCACUCCUCAAUCGCCCAAUGACCUGGGAAGAACUGCGUGUUCGUGUCGAAGAUCGAGUACCGGUUCCCGAUGUGCAAUAUCAGGAUCCAUUGCAACGCCCUUUCACAUAUGAAGAACUCCUGGACGAGAAUCCAGCAACACCAUCGGCGAUGACCUUCGGACUCCUGGAGAGCGACAUCAAGGAUGUGAGAGAGUUGACAGGUCGACGCCAAAUGGUUCCCCAAUGCAAUAUAGACUGUCAGCGCACUUUUGGAUCCAUGCAAGAUUUCGAGAACCAUUUGUCCAGCGCCCCGGAUCAUCGAAUGUCGUUCACGGAAGUAAUGGAGGCCGAAGCGACUCGAGCAGCCCGUCUAGCGGAAGCGAACGAAGAAUGGCAGGAUGCCAAGGGAUGCGGGCUAGAGGAGGACUGCAAAGAAGGUUGA